Molecule: messenger RNA, 3417 nt
Organism: Amoebophrya sp. A25
Lineage: Eukaryota; Dinophyceae; Syndiniales; Amoebophryaceae
Source: the annotation of a GenBank genome assembly
AUGGUCCAACAGAUUACCACUCUGCUUGCCACCUUUUACUACUGGUCUCUGGGCGGCAGGAUGCGCGCGACCGGACUAAGCGUCGAGUGGUUCUUGGGGCUCGCCUACUUGCUCACCUGGCUUGCAGGCACAAUGUACGCAAGUGCGGCCUACUUUAUCCAGCGCGAAAUCAUGCCGGGGCAGGAGGUAAGUUUUCUUUUUCGUAGUACAACUAGGUCUCCGUGGUGAAUUAUAUUAUAUCGUUGGGGCGAGCCCUUCAUCAACGAUAAACGCGAAUAGUGUCGUAAGUGCAGGUCAGCUGAGGCUUUUGGAACAAUUAGUCAUCAUGCAUAGUGAUUCUCUCUGCUGUAAUGCCCACAGGCGAAGUUUUUGGAACAAUUAGUCAUCAUGCAAACUGUUGCGGGCAUCCUGUGCAAAAGCGGCGUUGGUACCCUACUUGACGGACCUCUGGAUCUCGACUCACUUGUGCGCAGAAGGUCUCUCGGCUCCCGGUUCCUCGGAGUCCAUUGUGGUGCACUGUUUCUCGGCAUUGCUCCUGGGAGUCUUGUCAUCGCGUCGUACGUUUUUUUCGUCGUUAUUUUUCGUUCCUUGCUGACUAUAAAUAUAGUGAAUGAAGAAAAAGAAAUAUGAGUAUACAGUUAUUGCGUUACUCUACCAUUCUUGUUUUUAUUUGUCUUCCUCGAGUUCUAUCUUCAUAUAGGCGACGAAAGCCAAGGAUGUGAAGAUACAUAGUUAUAGUCCUGGUGAGCUGGUCAAAAACAAAUCUCAGGACCCAGAGCGCGGUUGUGUUUCUGGCGGGAGUGUUUUUGGUCGAGUUCGGUCUUUCGUGCGCCUGGCCUGUAUUCACAAGAGCAGUUGCCGAGUACAGCGAAAUUCGCAAGCAAGCGAGCCACCUACCAGGCAUUGGUAAUUAGUGCGAGGGAUGACUUCACUGGCUCCUUUUUUAGGUGUCGCGAGGACUAUGCUAGAUUGUUAGAUCGAACAGGAAAACCUCACAUAUUUAACUAUAUCUAUAUAUAAUGAUCUCCAUAGCCAUUCAGGGCAGGGGCAAACGCCGGAAGAAGAAAACAAAGCGACACGGCUCUUUUGGGUGCUUGGUGUGGCAAGCAGAUGUGGGGCAACCCUCGCAGGGAUCUUUUGCGCAGCACUUGCGGAUUGUUUUUCUCGGCGGCUAUGGCUUGCUCGCUCCGAAAUCCGUGAAGCGGGGACCAGUAAUCAGGCACCCCCGCAUCUCUGGCGGGCGACCCUCGUCGCUGCCGCCAUUGUAGCAGUGCUUGCUGGGGCCUUCUCGUUUUCUUUCGUAUCGGCGGUCCGGUCGUCUAAAAUGUAUCGCGAACUGCGAGAGCAGCUUGAUUCGCUUGGAGAGCGCGCUCGGGAUGGAAGCUCGGCUUCGCCGGUGCCACAGAGCACGGAGGGCGCUCGAGCUACGUCGUCCCAGAUGCCCCUGCUAGAUCACAUCGACGUGUGUGAGCCCUCGUCGCGGUCGGCCACGUGCGGGUCACGUGCAGAGAAUCUCGGAGCAGGCUUUCCCCCCACAGCGCCAACACCAGAAGCAACUGCGGAUAGAGCUGCGCCCUCUGGUGCUUGCACUUUAUUGGCUGAGGCGAGCACGUUUUUCAAAGCCUCCGUUGCAGCAGGUGAACAAGGACCUUCGGGAAGUGGAAACGAAAUAGCAGUGGGGCAGCACGAUAGCAAGCCGUACAGAAGCAAGGUGAAGAAACUUGCUCGGGACUGGAAGGUAUGGCGCGUAGCCGCGUCCGUGACGCUUCUCACUUGCGUAAAGAUGUAUUGCCAGGGCAUGCUUCUUCCGGCAUACCUCGACAACCAGAGAGGCAGCGGCGCGGCCGUAGGCGCGAAGCCGCAAACGACCAGGACGAGCAGCUCGUCCAUUACAACUAGUGCAAGCACAGCAUUCUUCCUGUCUUCUGUCUUUACCUUUGGAGUCACCCUCGGCGUGCUUGUGGGUGGAUGGUGUUUUUCCAACUCCUCGGCAGCGGGGCAGGUGCGCCUGCUGCGCUACACCAGUAUCUUUUCCACCAUGGCGCUCCUUUUGCUGGUAUUGCAUGCCAAAGUUUUCCCGCACCCGAAAACACUUGACCUUUCCGAGGUCACGCUGCGCGAAGACUUGGGCAUAGACAAGUCCCAGCAGGACAACCAACAAAAGGGGAACGCAGUUGCCGACUCUUCGACCGGAGCGCCAGCUUCGGUGGAGGUGGAAUCUUCAUCUACGUCGUCGGCCACCCCGAUCCCCGUGCUCGAGGACUCUCCCCUGAGCCAUCUCGUCCACAAUCAAGUCAGGGGUGAUGAGUCAUCAUCAAGAGCAGAGGCAUAUAACAAGGAUGGGAGGACCGAGGGGCCAUCUCUGUCGCUGGCUGGAAACGGCGGAGUUCACGAUCAUAGAGAUGGAACACUACUAGAAAAAGUAGGCAUGGUCGGCAGCGAUGUGCAUGCGCCAGGAGACGCACAUCGUCCCGGAAGCCACACUUUUGCAGAGGCAGAGCGUCCCAGCGAAGACCCGACGCUCGAGCACGGAGAACCCCUGUCACGGCGAUUUCCUGCGCUCGAGCACUAUUCUUCGGCCUCAGAGAGCAAGCAGCUCAUCAUUGCUGCUUCUGCGAGCUUCUGCUUCGUUUGCGCAGGCGUGGGUUUGGGACUAGCAUUUUACCAGCCGCCAGGAAUAUUCGCGGUGCAGUACGGUAGGGAUGCGUCAUCAACGCUCUCUGCAUUUACAGAUGGAGUCGCGAUGUUGGGCACCUUGUUUCUGACACCCUGUUGCGCGGCCGUACAGAGCCGGCUCGGUUUUGUCGCGUUGUUUGGGCUGCUCGCCAGUCUCCUCUCGGUCGGGACGCUGCUCUCUGUGCAGUAUUACAGAGACCUGGCAGAACAAGUCGUAGUGGAUGGCGCAACAGAUGAGAAAGUGUCGGAAGCUGGCCACGAACACGAUGCUGCCCUAAUUCAACGAGAACCUAACGCAACUGGAACCGCGCGGCUGUAAGUCGUCGGGCAUUUGUUUUUAUCGCGGGUGUGUGACAGGCUUGGCGUAACGCCUGACAACAAACCUAGCUUGCAGUAGACCCAUCGCCUGCUCGGCGAAAGAGGGGCACUUGGCUGACACUAACUACCUUACGCUCCCGCCCGCGCGUAAAGCUGAAGCUUUUCAGGGUUAGUCUUACCCUUAGCCCGUGCCUAGCUCUAUCGCGUGUCAGUUUUCUAAGCCAGAAAGUGUAGACACCAUGCGCCAGCAUUCGCGUGGUUCUGAAUCUUGUCCAAUGCUUGGCUCGUACGUAGUACGACUUAAGAUGGGAGUCACGAAUGAGCGAGGGUUUGCUUUACGAUCCACGUUUGAAGCCCAUCAAGUAAAAAGAAAAGUUAUGGCACCAUCGUGCCUUUCUCGUGCUCUCGUGUUCCAUUUCCAAU